Molecule: messenger RNA, 8349 nt
Organism: Manis javanica (Malayan pangolin)
Lineage: Eukaryota; Metazoa; Chordata; Mammalia; Pholidota; Manidae
Source: RefSeq, a predicted model, not a curated record
AAAAAUAAAUGAAAAGUAUGUGAGAACUCAGAAAGACAGAGAGAGGGAGAAAGAAUACAGAGCAUGAAUCUGAAGGAAGCCAAGAAAGCUACAUAAAUAAAAUUCCACAGGGAUCCAAAGAAAAGGCAAUUCUUGGGGUUCAGAAAACGUCAAGAUAAACUUCCUGGUGGAAACAGGACUUGCUAUGAAGUAUUUGGUUCAAAAGAAACAGGAGAGUUGGUGUCUCUAGGGCAUGCAUGUCCCAACUGCUUCAAAGUCUGCGCCAGCAGGAGGGUGUUUUUGGUGGGCAGGUUCUCUGGGGAAGAUGAGGCCUCCAAAGGGCCUGGGCUCCUGGGAAGCCUCCUACAUGCUGGACUUCACCAAUUAACUAAUUUUCAUAAUAAGCUCACUGCUUUCCCUAAUUGUUUCACUUCCAUCAACAGGGCCAAGGGAAAGAUAAGAACACUCCAUGUGUAGGGGAGAGAAUUUCAGGUACAGUCUGUGAAGAGAUGUUUAGAGUUGACCUUUGAACUCACUGGCAAACAAGUGGAUUUUAUGGACUCUCAGGUAUUGGAAGCACAAAAGGCUUUUUUUUUUAAUCCCCUUAUUUUUCUUUUUUUUGGCCGCUCCUGAUUAUCACUUCCAAGAGCAAAGUGAGUCAAGGUUCAGCUCCAGGGGAAAUCUCAGGUGUGAGAAAAGCUGGGGUUUGGUUAUCUUUUCCCUUCAGGGGAAGAAGAAUAGAAAUGGGAAUUUAGAAACUUAAGUGAGAAGGUGGUAUUCCUCCCGGGAUGAGCUCAGAUCUAAAUCGAAAAUUACCUCCACCCCGUAAAGCUGUGUCUUCUUGGGCAAGCUUCUGUGCCCCUCAAACUCAACUAGAAAGUGGGGCUGUUAAUCUUUCCUCACAGUGAGGGCAUGAAGGAGAAUCCUAUGUAAUGGACUCAGUCGCACCUGCACGGGGCUUUGUAAAUAGAUUCCCGAGCCCAUUGAAUGCAACUUUACCAAGAAGCAGCCUGGGAAAAUUAGCGUCCUGUAUGAGUCUUAAGUUUGGGAAACGGUGAAGUAACAUGGAAAGUACUUAGCAGAGCAAUACUCAUAUAAUCGGUACUGGUGAGGUUCCGCCCAUUGCCCAAGCAACCCGCCAUCAAUGCGCACGGACAAAACAACCGGCCGGCAGGAGCCGGGGAAUCAGGGUUAUCGGCAUCCCCCUCCCGGGAGGGUAAUACCCUCGCCGAUCUGCGCUCCCGGACGCGCUUUCGCAGCUUCUGCAGCCCCGCCGGGCCAGGAGCUCGGGGCCGAGGCUUAAGCACACAGACAUUUAUUGUGGAGAAAAUAACAUUUUGAGAUAUUUUUCUUUUUUCAAGUAAUAAAGGAAAAAUCAGUACAGACGUGCACUCUCCUGUUUGUGCUUCAUUGUGCUGCUUUUUGUAACUCAGCUUAGUAAUGAAGCCACCAUUAUGUCCUCAGUCAGUGAAGUAAAUGUUGACAUCAAGGAUUUCCUAAUGAGCAUUAAUUUGGAGCAGUAUCUCUUACACUUCCGUGAGUUUGGUUUUAAUACUGUGAAGGACUGUGCAGCAGUAAAUGACAACGUGCUACACAAACUUGGAAUAUCACCUACAGGACACCGUAGGAGGAUACUUAAGCAAUUACAGAUCAUCUUGUCAAAAAUGCAAGAUAUUCCAAUAUAUGCAAAUGUUCAUAAAAAAAAGAAGAAUGAUGGGAUUUCAAAGGAUUGCCGCACUCCAUCUUCUGAUCAGAAUACCUGCAUAGUACUUUCAGAUUCAGGUAGUUUUCAGACACCUAGCCCAAUGCUAUCUGAGACUGUUACAAAAAAUCUUGAUCAAAAUGAUGUCAGUGUGGAAAAUAGCCAGUCUCCUAAAUCAGAUGACAAGCUGUCUCUUCCCAAGCACAUUUUUCCCAUUCCAGAAGGAGAACCACAUCUGAAUUUGGGUUCUUUUCAAGAUUCCUUAUUUGGUAGUGAAAAUAUUAAAAUGGAAUCUUUGAUAACAAAGAAGACUAUGGAUUGCACAACUGAAGAAGAACAAACGCAGCAAGUUGAUUUGAUCUCAGGAAAUGUGAGCAAGCUUCCCAGGGCAGACUCUGAAUGCCUUCCUUCCCUUGGCUUUUCAGUAUCAGAAGCAAAUUCUGGAAAUGGGGCUAAUGGUUUAUUAGAAAAAUCAGUACCGUCCCCAUUCUUCCAAUUUCGAGGAGAUAUGGUUGUAAAUGAUUUGUAUGUUCCAUCAUCACCAAUCCUAGAACCUAUGAGAACUCGGAGCAAGUUGGUUUCAAGACCAUCUCGAUCUUUUCUGCUAAGGCAUCGACCUGUACCAGAGAUCCCAGGGUCGGCGAGAGGAAUUUCAGGGAGCUAUUUCCGUGAGAGAAGAAAUACUUCUACCUCAUCUGGGAAGUCUGUGACACAGCAAAAUUCAAAUGAGGAGAAUUCAUCUUCUAUUUUUCCUUAUGGAGAGACCUUUCUCUUCCAGAGACUAGAAAAUUCUAAGAAAAAGUCUAUAAAGAAUGAAUUUUGGACCAGUGAAAAAACACUCAAGAGGGAAACAACCACUGAAAGAAACUCUUUUUUUGUCAAAUCAAGCAUAUAUGAUAACAGGAAGGAGAACGUAAGUGAAGACAAAGUAGAAGAUAUUUGGAUCCCUCGAGAGGACAAAAACAAUUUUCCAAUAGACUCUGCUUCAGAAUCAGAAUAUUCAACAGUAGAAGAAUGUUUUCAGAGUUUAAGAAGAAAAAGUUCAAAGGCAUCUAAAUCUAGGACUCAGAAGCCAUUGAAUUUGGACCCUAUUAAUAGGCAUAGUUAUCCCUUAAGCUCAACAAGCAGAAAUGCUGAUUCAUCAGUUAUUUCCUCAAAUGUAAUAUCUCCCUAUGCCUGCUUUUAUGGAUCAUCUGCAAGGAAGAUUAAAUCGGGAUGGUUGGACAAACUCUCUCCUCAAGGAAAACGUAUGUUUCAGAAGAGAUGGGUGAAAUUUGAUGGCCUUAGCAUUUCUUAUUACAAUAAUGAGAAGGAGAAGUAUUCUAAAGGAAUAAUUCCCCUUUCUGCUGUAUCUACGGUACGAGUUCAAGGAGACAACAAAUUUGAAGUUGUUACAAUGCAAAGAACUUUUGUUUUUAGAGUAGAAAAAGAAGAGGAGAGAAAUGACUGGAUUGGCAUACUAUUAAAUGCCCUGAAAUCACAGUCCCCUUCCUUGCACUCUCAAGCAGUGGUUGUACCUGAGAAAUGUGGAUAUCUUGAAUUGAGAGGGUAUAAAGCCAAAAUUUUUACUGUAUUAAGUGGAAACAGCGUGUGGCUUUGCAAAAAUGAACAGGAUUUUAAGAGUGGACUUGGUAUUACCAUAAUUCCUAUGAAUGUAGCAAAUGUAAAGCAAGUGGACCGAACUGUGAAACAAUCUUUUGAGAUAAUCACUCCCUAUAGGAGUUUCAGCUUUACAGCAGAGUCUGAAAAAGAGAAACAAGAGUGGAUUGAAGCUGUGCAACAAUCGAUAGCGGAAACUCUCUCUGAUUAUGAAGUAGCCGAGAAGAUUUGGUUCAAUGAGUCCAACAGGAGCUGUGCAGAUUGUAAAGCCCCAGAUCCUGACUGGGCAUCCAUCAAUCUCUGUGUUGUCAUCUGUAAGAAGUGUGCAGGACAACACAGAUCUUUGGGACCCAAAGAUUCCAAAGUCAGAAGCCUAAAAAUGGAUGCCAGCAUUUGGAGUAACGAACUCAUCGAGCUUUUUAUUGUCAUUGGAAACAAAAGAGCAAAUGAUUUUUGGGCUGGUAAUCUUCAAAAAGAUGAAGAAUUAUAUAUGGACUCGCCAGUAGAAAAGAGAAAAAAUUUCAUCACACUGAAGUACAAAGAAGGAAGAUUCAGAAAGACCCUUUUGGCAUCUCUUACCAAAGAAGAAUUAAAUAAGGCUCUGUGUGCUGCUGUAGUAAAACCAGAUGUUUUGGAAACAAUGGCUUUGCUGUUCAGCGGAGCAGAUGUUAUGUGUGCUACUGGGGACCCUGUGCAUAGCACCCCCUAUCUACUGGCCAAGAAAGCUGGGCAGAGUCUGCAGAUGGAAUUUCUCUACCAUAACAAAUUCUCAGAUUUCCCUCAACAUGACACUCAUUCUGAAGGUGGAUUAAGUCAGGAGCCCACCCAGUCCACAUUCCUGUGUGACUUUCUGUAUCAGGCUCCUGCUGCUGCUUCUAAACUCGCUUCAGAGAGAAAACUCCUUGAAGAGACAAAUAAAAAGUGGUGUGUUUUGGAAGCAGGCUUCUUGAGUUACUAUGAAAAUGAUAAGUCUACCACACCGAAUGGCACCAUUAAUAUCAGUGAAGUAAUCUGCCUGGCUGUACACAAGGAGGACUUGUAUUUAAAUACUGGGCCCAUCUUUACAUUUGAGAUCUACUUACCCUCAGAGCGUGCAUUUUUAUUUGGCGCUGAAACAUCUCAAGCUCAAAGAAGAUGGACAGAGGCAAUAGCCAAGCAUUUUGUUCCCUUUGUUGCUGAAAACUUAACAGAAGCUGACUAUGAUUUGAUUGGUCAACUCUACUACAAAGAUUGCCAUGCCCUGGAUCAGUGGAGAAAAGGCUGGUUUGCUAUCGACAAAUCUAGUUUGCGUUUUUACCUUCAAAUGCAAGAAGCUCAGGAAGAUAGAAUGCACUUAAGGAGACUGCAAGAGCUAACCAUCAGCACAAUGAUUCAAAAUGGGGGAAAAAUGGAUGUCUUGCUCUUGGUAGAAAAAGGAAGAGCAUUAUACAUCCAUGGGCAUACCAAGUUGGAUUUCACGGUCUGGCGUACUGCAAUUGAGAAAGCAGCAGGUACAGAUGGCAAUGCCUUACAAGAUCAGCAGCUCAGCAAAAAUGACGUUCCCAUUAUCGUGAACAGCUGUAUAGCAUUUGUUACACAGUAUGGUUUAGGGUGCAAAUAUAUCUAUCAAAAGAGUGGUGAUCCUCUGCACAUAAGUGAACUCCUGGAGAAUUUCAAAAAGGAUGCAAGAAGCUUAAAAUUGAGAGCUGGAAAACAUCAGCUUGAAGAUGUGACAGGCGUGUUGAAAAGUUUUCUCUCUGACAUCGAUGAUGCACUUCUUACUAAGGAACUCUAUCCAUAUUGGAUCUCUGCCUUAGAUACCCAAGAUGACAAGGAAAGAAUUAAAAAGUAUGGAGCAUUCAUACGUACUCUUCCAGGGGUCAACCGAGCAACCCUGGCAGCUGUAAUUGAACACCUUUACAGGGUUCAGAAAUGCUCAGAAAUCAAUCACAUGAGCGCCCAUAAUUUGGCCUUGGUCUUUUCAUCUUGUUUGUUUCAAACUGAGGGGCAAACUAGUGAAGAAGUGAAUGUAAUUGAAGACUUAAUUAAUAAUUAUGUUGAAAUAUUUGAGGUUAAAGAAGACCAAGUCAAACAAAUGGACAUAGAAAAUAGCUUUAUUACCAAGUGGAAAGACACUCAAGUUUCCCAGGCUGGAGAUUUGCUAAUUGAAGUGUAUGUAGAAAGGAAGGAACCUGACUGCAGUAUUAUAAUUCGGAUAUCUCCUGUGAUGGAAGCAGAAGAAUUAACUAGUGAUAUAUUAGCAAUAAAAAAUAUCAUCCCGACAAGAGGUGAUAUCUGGGCCACAUUUGAAGUCAUUGAAAAUGAAGAGUUAGAGCGCCCUCUUCACUACACAGAAAAUGUGUUGGAGCAGGUGCUUCAGUGGAGUUCGUUAGCUGAACCUGGCUCUGCUUAUCUCGUGGUGAAGAGAUUCUUAACCACUGACACAAUUAAACACUAUAAUGAGAGGAAGUCCUUGGAAAGUAUCAAAGAGGGAAUCUUGAAAAUCAAAGAAGAACCAUCUAAAAUACUGUCUGGAAAUAAAUUUCAAGACCGUUAUUUUGUUUUACGAGAUGGCUGUCUCUUUCUUUACAAAGAUCUGAAGAGUAGUAAACAUGACAAAAUGUUUCCUCUCAGUUCAGUGAAGUUUUAUCUUGGAGUGAAAAAGAAAAUGAAGCCUCCAACAAGUUGGGGACUGACAGCAUAUUCUGAAAAACAUCACUGGCACCUGUGCUGUGAUAGUUUCCAAACUCAGACAGAGUGGAUGGCCAGUAUCUUUAUUGCCCAGCAUGAAAAUGACGUAUGUCCACCAGCUGGAAAGGAACGGAAACGUUCUAUAACCAAAAAUCCCAAAAUCGGAGGUUUGCCUCUAAUUCCCAUCCAACAUGAAAAAAAUGCAACCCAAGCCCGGAGAAAUAUCGAGAGUGUAAGAGCAGAACUCGAAAGGCUGCGGCUCAGUGAAAAAUAUGACCAAGAGUCUGGGGAUGGCGGCCUGAGAGAGAGAGCCUCUGUGGCGGCACAGCGCAUGGGGCGCAAAGAUGAGAAACCUCGCAGUCGAACCAGGAAACAUCGGAGUUUCAACUGCCUGGAAGACACAGAGACUGAGGUCUUUGAGGGGCAACAGGAAGGCCAUAGAGACCUAAAGACAUUGAGGAAGGCGGAGGACAGGAAUGGCAAAGCUACUUUGGACUCUGAUAAGAAGUUACCACCAAAGGUCAUUGAAGAACUUAGCGUGGUCCUACAGCGGUCAAGAACCCUUCCAAAAGAGCUACAGGGGGAGCAGAUUAUGCAGAAAGAAAUAAAAUGAAUAGUCCUGCAAAUUUUUUCAAUAUUGUAUAUGAUGUCUGUGUGCAAACCAGAAACCAGAACUGUAGGAUAAUUCAUGGUUUAUAAGGUUUGUCUGGCUCUACAUGAGCAUUUAAAGAACAUUUUUAAAUAUGUAUGUAUAUAAGUGUAAAAUUAACUUUAUUUUGGUCUGAAGCAAACUUGUACAGUUCAACUGUAUUAACCUUAUGUAAGAAUGCAUCAGAUUCCUUCUAGUGGCCAACCUGUUAAAGUAGUUGUCUGUUAAGUGGUGUAAUUUAUGAAUAGAAAUCUCAAGCUGUACUGUAUUGUAUAAAAUACUGUUUAAAUGAAGUCUAUGAAACUAUAACACGUUUUGCACUUUGAGAAACCUUGCAUAUUUAAUUAUCUUUUUUUUUAGGUUUACAUAGGGUCCAUGUUAGGGCAAGGAAAGGGAGAGGCUUUAUUUUUGUGGCUGCCAUCAAACAAUAUUGGGGUUUUUUAAAGAGGCAAGAGGUUAACAAGUGUUCUAAGAACUAAGGAGGUCCGUUAAGAUUCAUUCAAGUCCACUAUUGACCAGAAUUCCUUAAUGAAAAACUGCUUGUACGAGAAUAAGUCUAGUGACUAAGUAUUUCCCAGAAGUAAUGUUCAACCAACAAACAAGUAAGUGGCACCAGCCACUUAUGUAUGAUGUUAGGGAACUAGCCACAGUAUAUAUUCACUACACUUCAGUUGUUUGUAGGUGGCUGUGGAAAAGAAACUUACACUGCAUUGGAGAUUGUGUGCACAGGACCUGGGAGAGGAUGCCAUUUGCACUGUUGCUGUAUACAACCAAUUUUUUUUAAGAGCUCCUUACAAUGGUUUUAGUACAAACAAAACAUUACAGGGUUUCGUGGGUUUUUUUUGUUUUUGUUAUUACCUUACUUUGUAUGUUCAUUUCUUGGUAUUUUAAGUAAGGCUGUAAUGUCUUUCUCUGCAAUGUCAGAACUAACUGAAAGUGUAUGCCAUUUUGGGGUGGGGGAUAGUUUAACUCAACUGCAUUCAGGGGACUACCAGUUCACAUUUAAUCUAGCCUCUUUUUUUUUUAUAUCAGUAGUCUCCUCCCUGAGUCUAAUGAAUAAUGAAUUUCAGCUUCCACAUGAGGAACUGUUACUGAGUUGGUGGUUUUCCUCAGAAAGACAAUACUAUCUAAUUAUAGUUCACACUAGGGGAAGUGCUUUUCAUCAAUUUCUUUAAAAUUAUCUUAGCUACCUAAGCUUUAUUUCUACCAUUUUUCCCCCUGCUCCUGUUUUUCAGAUGGCUUUUUAAAUCAGAAUUUGUCUACAAAAGCCCAUACUUUGGUCAGUCUGAUGAUGAUAGUACAGCAAUAUGCUGUUGAUGCUAUGAAUUUAUUCUGAUCACCUAUAUUUGGUGGUGAUAAAAUAGUUUACCAUGGAUAUGUAAUAUUUAUUCUUUAAAUCCAAAUAGAUUAGGAUUUUUUUUAAAGAAAGAAAAACUGCAGGUCAGUUUAUGAAAUAGCUGGCACUACUAGGGAGCCUUCCAAAGCACAAAACCAUGGUAUUUAGUUAAAAAAAUUAAACUGUUAUUACUAAUAAAUUAUAUUUGUGUUUAAUGAAAUAAGGCAUAUGAAAGUUAAUGUUUGACAGUGGGAAGCAUCUGGAAUUUACCUGCCUUAUCUGAAUAUUUUUGAAACCUAAUCUAAGCUUCUGUUUCCCUUCCUUUCCAAUUGUCUCCAUUUUCAACUGUAAGAUAAGGGCUAAUGAUGACAUCUCAUAUUUUGAGUAAAAAUAAAAAUUGUUUUAUAAGUCCAA